AGCAAUGCAGACCAGGGACAGCAGGCAGUAGGCAGGAUACAGCCUCUUCCUGCUCAUCCUCUUCCUGUUCGCCAUUUACAGAUGCUGGCAGUGACAGGGAGAACUCCCUUCAUUAUCACCCGGGUUUCUUCUUCCCCACCAGGAGACCAAAAAAUUGCAGCUCCAGUGAAGAGGACAGUCAAUGUGAUACAAACAGUGCCGAUUCAGAAGUCACAUGCCUCAUUAGGAGCUCCACUGAAAGGAACAACAGGGAGAUCUUUAGAGGUCAUCUAAAGUCUAGCAGGGAAUUUUGCAGCUCAUGCCUCAGUACAGGCAGAAGGGGCUGCGCUCGGUCCGAGUGCCAGGAAGAGACAGAGAGGGCUGGGAGUGGUUCUGAGCAGAGCUUGACCUUCAGUCAGGGUUCUGAUGCCACGUCAGCGGUGCUAGAGCAAAAGAUCGAAGCCAAACUUAAGUUCUCCCAGUUCCUGGAUGAGGUGACCUUCAGAGUGCUGGAUCCCCAAAGCCUGAAAGCCUUCAGGGUUUUGGACAAGAAGGACUCCCAUGUUCAGUCAACAACUCCACUGUCUGUCUGCCGAUUCUCUGAGGAAACCGAAAGCAUGAGAAGGGCGCAGGAAGCUGGGAACCAGCAAGAGUCUGCUGGGAAGGCUUACCUCGAGACUGACAUAGACAGCGUAAGGAGCGAGGACACCCCUGAAGCAGCCAGUCCAAAGGGAAUCGAAAAAGAUGCUCCACAAGAGAGGGAACAAGCAGGAACAUCCUCCACAAAUGAGAUCCAGGAAGAGCCUGAAAAGAUGAGGUCCCCCAGUCCAAUCUUCAACAGACAUCAAGGCACUCAAAAAUCGCCUUUCAGGUCUACUUCUUUGCCAAGGGGCUUAAGCUUGGCCUCUGACAGCGAGAUGCAUAAAAUAAGUUCCCUGCAGGAGCAGAAGGAGGACCUGCGGAAGCGCCUAACCUACACGACCCACAAGCUGGAGCUGCUGGAGACAGAGUUCGACUCCACGCGGCAGUACCUAGAGACCGAGCUGCGGCGGGCCCAGGAGGAGCUGGAGAAACUCACGGAGAAACUCCGCAGAAUACAAAACAGCUAUGCAGCAUUGCAGAGGAUCAAUCAGGACCUGGAAGAGAAGAUCCACAGGACGACUCAGCACCAUGAUGAGGAGAAGCGAGCGCUCAGCCACGAGAUCAUUGUCCUCAACAAUCACUUGAUGGAGGCCAAGAUUACCAUUGACAAACUUCGAGAGGAUAAUGACCUUUACAGAAAGGACUGCAAUUUGGCUGCUCAGCUGCUCCAGUGUAGCAAGUCCCAUUACAGAGCCCACAAGCUGUCCGAGUUGCCCACAGAGUUUCAGGAGCGAAUCAGCCUUCACAUGGAGAAGCACGGCUGUGGAGUGUCUCUGCCACUGUGUCACUCCCCAUACUCUGACUCUGUACCCACAUCUAUCAUCGCCAAGCUGCUGGAAAAGCCAGAGCCCAACAGCAUGCCUUGCUCGCGUGCCUCUAGCCCACAGUCCCGUGAGACCAGCUUUGUGCACAACAAUAUGGGCAGCACAGAGAAGUUGAACCGCAGGACGGCCUACAAGGGGGAUCUGUACUGUAGCGACACCGCGCUGUACUGCCCUGACGAGCGCCGCAGAGAGAGGCGGCAAAGCGUGGACCUGCACAUGCAGGACCCCGGCAUGUUUCGGCAGCAGAACUCCAUGGACAGCAACACCGAAGAGGAUGGCUUCCACUCCAGCUUUUCCCACGAGCCCUUCACUGAGUUCGUCACCUCCCUGCCAGCCUCCAGCUCCUACUCCAGCUUCAGCGUUGCGUCAGAUGAGAAAGGGAAUGCCCCCAGCAGCACCCUCUCGUCCUCCCACCAGGCUAUCUACAUGGACUGGAGAGAGGAGAACUAUGAUAGAAAGAGCAACUCAUCCUACGAAAAGGACAGCCCUGGCUUCCCAAAGUCCCACAGCUUCCAGCACAUGGCGCAUGGGCACCAAAAUGGCACCUCACCUGUUUACACUAGGACUAUCCCCACAUGUUACAGUGAGCCCUACCACUCACCACGCCUGACAUCAUCACACAGCAUGGGUUCCUCUAAGCUCUAUGGGGACAGCAGAAGCACCAUCCACAUUCCAGAAGAAGACCUCACUGGCCGCUGGAGGCAACUUAGCGUGGAGGAUAUAAAUGCCUAUUCCUAUAGAAACCCAGGCAGGGUCUCACCUUACAGUUUCUCAGAGCAGCACUUUGCAAUUGGUCCUUCUAAGGCCAAGCUGGGCACCCUCUACAGCAGCUUCCAAGAAGGAGAUGAUGUGUACCGCAGCAGGAUCCUGGACCCCUGUUUCAUGACCACAAGCCCCAGCUCAGAGCACGACAUCGGGAUAUGCAGUCCAGACAAGGUGCACAUGUACAGGACCAAGGAAGACAGCCAGGAAUCUGACAGGAGCCUGUUUCACUCUGGUAGCUCAAAGGACAAAGAGAGCACACCUGGCAGCAUGAAAAAAGAGUAUGUUGACGUCAGCCCCAACAGCUCUGCAGAAUCUUUAAACCAAAGUUCACUGGAAGCAUCAGAGAUGCAGCACUAUCAAACAGAGCAUGAGAGUCUUUCUGUUCUUAGCAAAAAUCAACCACAGUACCAAAAAUUUGGGACAACGGGACUUUGCAGGAAAGACAGUCUUACAAAGGCACAGUUGUAUGGCACACUGCUCAAUUGAAAAGCUUUGUCUUUUUCAGUGGAAGAAACAGUAAAUGGUUUAGUUCACAAUGUUGCUAAUUUAUCCCAGUAAUAACUGGGAGGAACAAAUGGCUUUGAACUUUAGCACAGAAUGAUAGCAGAGUUGUAAUGCAACAGAAGGGUUCUCAGGCACAUGGUUUUGAAUGCAUAGCAGAGUUGUAAUGCAACAGAAGGGUUCUCAGGCACAUGGUUUUGAAUGCAUAGCAGAGUUGUAAUGCAACAGAAGGGUUCUCAGGCACAUGGUUUUGAAUGCAUAGUUGAACAAGUAUGCUUGUCUUAGCACCCAGUGACAUAAGCCAGGGAGCCUGGCAGCUUUUCACUGUUAUUCUUCACACUUUAGGUUCUCUGGAGAUAUUUUGACAUGUCGUUGCUAUGCUCAUAGAGAACAAGCAUUUCAGACAGGGGUCAAGAUUAGUUCAUGAGCUGGAGUGCAUUGCAGAAGGAGCAGAUCACACCAUUUUUGAAGGUUUCUUUUUCACACUGAUCAUUUAAAAUGUUUAAAGGAUUGUAUUGUAUGAAGGUACCAUAUUAGGACUCUUCAAAAUGUGUCAGGCAUUUUGAAAGCAAUAACAGAUUAAAACAGUGCUGGAUAUAGUAUAGGAUUUGAUGGUACAGUUAUUAUAAUACAGUUUGUCUGGGCACAGAGAAAGGCAGCUUUGAAUAUGACUGUUAAAACAAUAUAUACAUAUAUGUAUAUGGAAUGUGUUAAAUUCAGAUUAGAUGCCUCAAACACACCAUUUCAAAAACCAUUUGUCAUAGAUAACUAUUUCUUACAGGACCUGAUUUCUCUCACACUGUUUCCUCUUUUCAUGUUAUUAUUAUUUAACCUAUUUAACUUUGGAAAUCUUAGCUGAACUAGUGGAUCCCAAGGAGCCAUUCUGAUAAGGAGCUCAACUUAAAAUGUAAAAAAUUAAUAGACUAGGCAUGCAUGGUAGACCAGUGCUUAGAGUUCAGGUCUCAUAACCGGAAGAUUAUGGGUUUAAACCCCAGGUGAGAGUGUUGUUAGCUUUGAGCAAGACAAUUUACCCAAAUUGUUCCAGUGGAAUACCUACAUGGAUAAAUGGGUACAAACUUAAGUUGCUUUGAAUAAAAGUGUGAGCCAAAUAAGUUAGUUCUAACAUCGGAUUUGGUGGAUUCAAGAUUCAUGGAUAACAUUCUACUCUUUUUGCUUUUAUUAAACUCUUUACUGACUUUCCACACUAAAUUAUUUCCAGUUAUUUUGUAAUUGCCUGCACAAUUCCCAGUACAUUUUGCCUUAAUUUUUCUAUUUUAGCUGCCAGUUCUGCUCCUAAUUUCACAUUUUCAGACAGGUAGUGUAAAUAUCUGUACAGUCCUGGGUACACAUGGAUUUUAGGCAGGCCAGGAUAAUCCUCUUUCUCUAUGUUGUACAUUUCUGAGGAUAUCUGCAUGGGCCAUAUAGACCUAAUACAGGUACCCUGCUAUGGCAAUUUAUCUCACUGUGGUGUUUCUGCAAUGCCUUCCCAUAUAAUCCUAGAUUGCUUAUAAGGUUCUCAGACCUUCACUUGUAAAGCCCUACUCUCAAGCUGCUAACUUGAGAAUCGACAGACUGCUCCUGUUGUCAUCAAUAGGUGACUGAAAGAUGAUUCAGUAUAUUGCACCUAUGUGCAUAGGCAUUAUUGUAGCUCCUAAAUGAGAUUUUUAUUAAUGCAGAUGUCUGUUGGAAUAGCACAGAAUUUGCAGUUGUAACAGAAGGAAGUUACAGUGCAGGAGUAGAGCAGCUCAUCUAUAAAAAGCAGAAGUUGAAAAAGGAGGGUUUUCAUAAACAGACACUUUUUGUUGUAUAUAUUAAUUAUUCAAUUAAGGAAGGAUUGGUAUUAUUUUCCUGCUAUGUUGAUGUACUUUAGUUUUAGCCUUCCAAAUGUUUUCCUGUCCUGUUCUACCUCAGAUUUGAUUAACAUUUUACCAUGGAACCAUGAUUCAGCUGUUUAUAUUUACAUUAUAAUGCAUGUUUUCACAUUUUUUGUUGUAUGUUACUUUACAUAAUAAAGAACAAUGUUACACUCACACUAAAGCCUACUGUAAUAGGAACCCUUGCGAUUUUUUCAUAAGUAUCGAAGCACUGAUAGCAGAAGAAGUUGCUCAUCACGUGCUAAAGGAAUAUAUAGCAAGUUAUUGACUGAACGGUGGUCUCUGGUACAAUCACUGGUUAAGCCAAACUCCCAGUUCAAAUCAAAGGUGCGCUUGAAGAAAGGAUAUUAAGACAAACAUUUUUAAUUAACAUUAUUUACAGUAAAUGUAAAAGUAGCUUUAUGACAAAUGAUUUUUAAUUAAGAGCAGAAAUCAAUGCUGUACCAUUUUUUUAUCAUGAGAAGGACUUCCAUCUUCUAAGGUUAAUGGAUGACUCUUUUCAAUUGCACACACCUCAAGAAGUUAAAUACCAGGGAAAUGCAAUAUCUAGCAAAUCUUCUGAAUCCUCUUCGUAUAUAUAAAACAUAACCAUCACACUUAAUGGUGACAUUGAGCGCUGAAUAGCAUUACAUUUUAAAAUAUAUAUAUUUUUAAAUACGCUUUUUUUUUCUAGAGUGCCUAGCUUUUGGAAUGUUAGUGUGAGACAUCUGCCAAAUGAAGAAAAAAAAAAGCUUUACAAAUAAAUUGCAAAUGAAGGUUGUUUCAUAAAACAUCUUUUGAAUGAAAGAACUUUACUUUGGUGUAUCAUGCAUCCUCCUACAGAGCUUUUCUGCUACACUACAUUGAAAGACUGUUCUUUAAUUCAAUAUCAAUCCAACUGACAAACUGGCAUAACCUCACAGCGUGGGUGUAGGAAAAAUACUUCCCUAUCAAUGAAAAAGAUCUAUUAUGUGUAGGCUUCUCUAAAAGAUUAAAAUUAAUUUUCCUAAAUGUAAUUAUCUCCUUGAAACUUUUUACUGAGAAGAUGUGAGGAACUAAACAAUUCUGUGACCUGCAAUUUCAGCUUCACUGGUUUUGUCCAACAUAAAAUCCUGGUGGAAGCAAACUUGUGCUAAAGAAAAAAAAAUAAACAUUGAGUUGUUCUCCAAUUAGGUCGGUUUCUGACUAUGGCAGAUAAGAGUGCAUGCUCAUUAAUUUUGAUAAUGAAUUUACAAAGACAGUACAGUUUACCCUUUGAAAUGUUAAUUAACAAAGCAGGCUUUGAUCUUUCCCCACUAUGCCUUUAAUGUGCCUUGACUAUUUUGUUUAAAAAAUAAUUUUGAAGAAGAUGCUCUAAAACAAAAAAAGAAAAUCCUUUGAAAGUGACAUGGUAUAAAAUGUCAUUCUGAAGAGUUUCAGUGUUUCAUGAUGUUUACCGACAUGUUCAAUGUCAUUUUUAUUCUUUUGUCCAGAAUUAUAAGGCUGAUACAUGCUUCUUUACACAAGCCUUCACAAUCCUACCAGGGCUUAUGUUCUUAUACAUCUACUCUAGUGAGAGUACACUAAAUAUUUUUUAGUGAAGAACUUAGUGAUAUUGCUAACAUUCUUUUAUUAUAUUAUUAUAUCACUUAUUCAUGAAGUUUACACUGUAAGCAAGUGUUGUAUAUUUUGUACGCUCAUACAGGUGUAUCAAUGCAAUUACUAAGCAUUUCAUUUCACAGAAUCUAUCUUUGCUCAUUGAUGUCCUUAUGAAAUGGUUUUGGAUUUCUGAUAGAAGUAGAGAAACUAUUUAAUGCAGUUCGUUUUUUUCUGUUCCAUUAUACAUAUAUGUCUAUUAUUUUUGAAGGGUUUGUGUUGUGUUAAAAGUAUUGUGUAUUGGGUUACACCUUUUACCUGCCAGCAAAGCAGGGAGGUUUUGUUGCAAACCUGCAAAAUGUUCUUUCUGGGACAAUAAAAGCAAGUAAACAGUCAGGCAGCUUCAUAGGCUUUCCAGAGAUGAGAGGCCUCAUAGCCCAGUUCCCACUGACCUUAUAGAGACACUAUGAUAGCAUUAUGAUCACACUCUAAUGUCACAUCCACAGUGUGAGACCAAAAACUACAACUAAAACAGCAAGUGAAAAAGAUAAUGUGCUUCUCUUCGAAAGAUUAAUGUGAAAUUGUACAGGAGAGAGGAAAAGAACAAUUUCAGAAGUCUAAAAACAUUGGUCUGAGAAGACAAAUUGCCCAUUUGGCUCUGGUGAGGACAGACCCUAGUGAUGGUUAUAACACAUAAGGACAGUGUAACCUUCAGCGAGAUUAAUUAGGUAAAAAUCAAUCAUUAUGGGAUUUUUAAAGAGAAAAAUCUCUACAGACAAGGUGAUACAUAAAUCCCCCACACGCUGAAUAGUGAAUCCACUAAAACUGAAUCAAAUGAGCGUAAAUAGAACCUGAAGGACAAACCAGACCAACCAGACCAAGGCAACCAUACCUAGACAUGGCAAUGUAGUCCAUCUUGGGAUACAUGCAAAGCAUUUUUUCGAUACAGAUAUUCAUAUAUUUGGUUUUCCUUUUAAUCCAGGCAUUCUCUCUUAGAGUGUGUAUGCAUUCUUUAAGAAAUGAACACCUGUUUAGUUAUUUUUGAGCCUACCCAAGGACAUGGGCAAUUACAAAUCCAACUGCCAGUUGUGACAUUUAGAAAACUGUCAUUGCAAUGUACCUUUGAUGUUUGUAAAUUAAAUUUAUAGAACAAGCAAUUAAAAAAAAUUGUCAAAAUUGUGAAUAAUAAUGACAUAUUGGACAAUCUAUCAGAUGCACAUUUUUAUAUAGUCUUUGUUUUUUUAGGGGGGAGACAGUCCAUUUCACAUAUUAUCUAAUUUAUUCCAACACAAU
Molecule: messenger RNA, 7432 nt
Organism: Lepisosteus oculatus (spotted gar)
Lineage: Eukaryota; Metazoa; Chordata; Actinopteri; Semionotiformes; Lepisosteidae
Product: brain-enriched guanylate kinase-associated protein
Cellular component (GO): synapse
Source: RefSeq, a predicted model, not a curated record